GUUGCGUCGGUCCAGCUCGGUUCAGUACGUGAAUGUUUGCAUGCUCGCGCUUUGAUGGAACAAAGCACCGAGAGGUUUGCUCUCCGCGGCACGCAUGGGAUGUUUUCAGAGUAGGAUCUAUCGAGCGAUGAGGACUCUCGUUUACAUCCACCAUGGAGAAGUAGGGGGAGGGCUGGGCUUCUUUUCGACCGUCUGACUCUGUUGGGAUUGUGCAAAAGUGAUCAGAAUAUAAAGGCGAAACUGCUUUUUGCAACACAUAUGCAACAAGGAGUGGAUCUCUGAUUUAAGGAAGCAUGAUUUUGAGGAAAAUUCAAGCAGGAACCUGCAGAGCUUGGCUGUCUCGGGUUUCAGUGAGACAGGAACCUUGUUUCUUCUCCUCUGUGCCCUCCCAGCCGGUGCCCCCUUUGGCCCAGACCCUGCAGGGCUACCUGAGGGCCCUGGAGCCCCUGUUGCCCCCCGAGGAGCUCAGCCACACCCGCAGGAUGGUGCAGGAGUUCGGCAGACCGGGCGGCCUGGGCGCGCAGCUGCAGGAGGGCCUGGAGAGGAGAGCCAGACACACGAGGAACUGGAUCUCACCCUGGUGGGUGCAGUGGGCGUACUUGGAGGACAGACAGCCGCUGCCCGUGCACUCGAACCCGGCCAUCUCUCUGCCCAGAAGAGAUUAUAAUGGCUGGAGGAGCCAGCUAGUGUUUGCAUCCAAACUGAUAGCAGCAGUUCUGGACUUCAAGGCCAAAAUCAACAACGGCCAGCUGCCGGUGGAGUACAUGCAAGGGAAGCCUCUGUGCAUGGAGCUCUACCCGCUCCUCUUCUCCUCCUGCAGGAUCCCGGGUCCCAAGCACGACUACAUCGCCCACCACGGCCGCUCCAGGCGCUCGCCAACGCACAUCACAGUCGUCAGGAACUACCAGUUCUUCCAGCUGGAGGUUUACAACAGCGACGGCUCUCGGAUGACGGAGAGUCAGAUCCACAGUCAGCUGCUGAGGAUCAGGUCUCAGUCCUGGAAGACGGACAAAGAGCCGGUGGGCAUCCUGACCAGUGAGCACCGUCACACCUGGGGACAGGCCUACAACCGGCUGCUGAGAGAUAAACUAAACAAGGAAUCAGUGCGGCUGAUAGAGACGGGACUUUUCUCCUUGUGUUUGGAUUCUCCAGUCAUGAGGAUAUCAGAUGAGAAGUAUGCCAGCCGCAAGGCAGCGCAGGUUCUGCACGGAGGCGGGACCUUCUCCAACAGUGGAAACCGCUGGUUUGAUAAAACGCUGCAGUUUGUGGUGGGCGAGGACGGCUCGUGGGGUCUCCUGUAUGAACAAGCCACGGCCGAGGGUCCGCCCAUAGCAACACUGCUGGAUCACAUCCUGGAGUACUGUGAGAAACCAGAUCCAAAGAGAGCCCCGCUGGUCCCGCUACCGAUGCCCAAGAAGCUUUACUUCCACAUAGACAGAGAAAUCAAGAGGGACAUAGAGCACGCCAAGCAGAACCUCGAUAUACUCAUUAACGACCUCGACGUGAACGUGUUCAACUUCAAGAAGUUCGGCAAAGAUCUUCCAAAGCGGCACAAGCUGAGUCCACACUCCUUCAUCCAGGUCGCCUUGCAGCUCGCCUACUACAGAGUUCACAAGGAGGUCUGCGCUGCCUGUGAUAUCGUCUCUCAGAGGAUGUUUCGAGGAGGACGGACGGAAUACAUCCGCUCGCCCACUAAUCAGACGCUCAAGUUCAUUCUUGCCUUCGAUGAUCCUUCUGUAUCGCGGGAAGCGAAGCUGCAACUGUUCAGAGAAGCUGUUGAUGCUUAUGCAGCUCUGACUAAGCAGGCACUUAAAGGACACGGCAUUGAACGCCACCUGCUGGGCCUCAAGCUGCAGGCCAUCGAGGAAGGACUAAGCAUUCCCAAAAUCUUCAUGGAUACGGCUUACGGCGUGGCGACACACUGGAAACUCCGCACAGGGCAGGUGCCUGCAAACACGGACAGCGUGAUGUGUUUCGGACCCCUCGUUCCUGACGGCUACGCCCUUUGCUACAACCCCCAGGCAGACCACGUCCACUUCUCCAUCACCGCCUUCAACUGCUGCGAAGAGACACAUGCAGAGACAUUAGCCCUCACCCUGAAGGACACCUUGUGUCAGCUACAGGAGCUUCUGCAGCCUACUGUGUAGAGCUGCUCCUGUCCAACAGGAUGAACCUGCUCUUCUACACAUGGAAAUAAGGCUUUAUUUUCUUAAACAACAUUUUGUAGAAGUCUUGAUGAGGCUUGUUUUUGAUGUGGAUUUUUUCUUCCGUGUGCCACAUUAGGCCUAGCUAGAGCGGUUAAACCUAAGACCAUUUGAAGAGUGAACUCAGCGUCUCUGAGGUGCUUUAGAUUUUUUUUUUAAGUUUUUGAUGAAGCAAUAAAUCACUUUCCUUUUCUAGCAAGAGUUAAGCAUGCAAGCUGCAUUAUAGUCGCUACAGUUGGAGCUCCUGGAGGCAUCUGGUGCUACAAUAUCUCUGUGUGAAAGCUAACCAAAGUAAAAGCCAGCCUGACACUCCAUCAUUGAUCAGAACAAGCCAAAAACACGUUUAAUCUGACUGCACUUCUUUCACAAGUCACGAUGAGACGACCAGCAGCUUUCCCAGUACCCUCUACUGAGAAUACAUAAAUAUAUUUCAUGUGUUGCACUGCCAUCGGAGUUAAAAUGUUAAUGGAAACUGCUGAUUUUGUAGCUAAACAAGUCUGUUUGAAAUGGACCAAAAGCCACAGGGCUGGUUAUGCAAAAGUGCAUGUUUGUAUUUACUGUAUGUUGAACUGAAUAUAAAGAGGCUUUGGCCCCUUCGCUGGGGCGUGUUGUUCUGCUCUCAACCUGCAGGACUGGUUAAUAAAGCCUGUCAUCACGUGA
Molecule: messenger RNA, 2864 nt
Organism: Chelmon rostratus (copperband butterflyfish)
Lineage: Eukaryota; Metazoa; Chordata; Actinopteri; Chaetodontiformes; Chaetodontidae
Gene: cratb
Product: carnitine O-acetyltransferase b
Exons: 15
Coding region: 294-2147 (617 amino acids)
Biological process (GO): carnitine metabolic process, CoA-linked
Cellular component (GO): peroxisome
Molecular function (GO): carnitine O-acetyltransferase activity
Source: RefSeq, a predicted model, not a curated record